CUCGCUGCCUGCCGCGCGUCGUCUGACUUUGACGCCUGAGCAGGGGUGGGUUGGAAAGGAAGACGACACACGCAGCCAUCAUCAACAAACUUCUUGCUUCUUGCUUGUCAGCAAACGCUGCUGCUGCUGCAUUCAAACAAGCAAGCACCAUUCGUUGUGAGCAGGAGGUGUUCAUCAGACUGUGGUGAUUUCCUCGGGGUGUCCUGCGCGUGCAGCCUUUGGCUUCUUCCUGCCCCAAUCGCAUCGUUCUGGAAUGCUUGUUGCUGUUGAUGUUCUCUGUCGUGCACGCAGAACAAGCAAAAACUUACCUGCCACAACAACCCUUCCCCUGCACCUCACCACCAAAGGCUCGACUGCACCGACAUUCACACCACCACAAGAUCUCUUCUUCUUCUUCUUCCUCUUCUUCUUCUUCUUCUUCUUGGCCACGGCGAGCACAACUCCGCGGCAAGAACAAGACCCACGAGCUCUGCAGCAGCAGGUGCCUGGGCUUGCCUUCCCCUCCUGAGUGACCUGUGCCCGUUUGGUGCGCAGAGGCAUGACGAGGGUUGAGCCCUCGGCUGCGCCCGUGCCCCGAGCCCAUGCUGUCCUGUCUGCGCUCCCGCUGCCUGCUGGCUGGGAGGCAAGGGUGUGCACUUCCCCACGCCAGCGCCUCAAGCAUGGCCAACGCAGAGUCGUCUUCCUCAACCAUGAGAGGCAAAUGACGACAUGGCACGACCCACGGCUGCGGCUGCUGCUUCCACCAUCGUUGCACGAGCUUCCACAUGGUUGGACCCUGGAUCUUGACGCAGAGGGUGAGCCCUAUUUUCUCGACGACACGACGUGCUCCACAUGUCGCCGGCCCCCUUUCCUCUCCGCGCAACAGCAUCAGGACCUCAACGCCUUCUACCAACGCUUCGUGCUCGACCCCGCCAUCUCAACCACAGAAAAGACAUGCACCCCGCAACAACAACAACAACAACAACAGCCACAAGUGUCAUCAGAAGAUGCCAGCAAAGCAUGGCCUGUUGGCACGAAAAAAUGCCCGCCAUACACAACACCAAGCCAUCGGUGGCAACGCGUCACAUCAACCCCAGUAGCUUCGACCAUCAGACUAGAACAGGACACUCGCAAUACAACAACAACAACAACAACAACAACAACAACUGCAGGACCUUCUUCGUCGUCAUCAGACGAAGCGGUUGCCUCCACCCGCAGGCUAACUCUGCACUGUGUGCCGCGCGCCUUCUUCCCGGAUUUGGAGGCAGACGCAGAGUACUUUGAUGGCACGCCCCACCAUCACCACCACCACAACAACAACAAUGAUGACGACGUUGGUGAUGCUAGCGCGACAACGGCAGCAGGGCACACCGCACCUCGGAGACAGAGCGUGCCGCAUGGCAUUGCAUGGCACGCUGAUAGCCGGUGCACGGCGGGCCGUGGCCACCACCAUGGUCUUGACACGGAAGUUGACAACCUGCUCUUGCAGGAUGCACGCCAUGACGAGAUUUUCAUUUCCGAGCACGGUGGUGCUGGCAGCGUGCUGCAGCUGCACGACCACAUGCGGGAAACAUGGCCCCUCCCCUGCGGCUGGUCGCAGCACACGUGCUCGCAGAGCGGCCAGCCUUACUUUGUGCAUGCAAGCACGCGGCGCGUGACGUGGACACACCCAUCGCUGGCGCGAGAGCUGGCCGGCGUGAAGCUUGAAACCCUGCCCCUCGACUGGGACGUUGACGUGGAUGAGGACGGCCUGUUCUUCGUCAACCACUGCGUCGCCAUGGCCACGCGCGAGCCGCCAGCACCCCUCAUCGCAACCGGCAGUGAGCAAGAUGGCAGUGACACCCUGGGCCCUGCAGAUGACUGCCUCAUUGUGCCUGCCUCGCCACGUGCACAGGAUUCGCUGUCAUCCACCACGGCAAUGCUGCACAGCAACAGCGUAGCGACGAUUGUCCCACCCAACACGGCAGACGUGGCCGGCGGCGAGGACGAGCACGAGCGCAUCACCCUCUUGCACAGCCCUACUACUACUACUACUACUACUACUACUGCUCCUCAGCACGACACAAACCACGCUGCGGUGCAGCCAGUGCGGGAGGGCAACCACGAGGCAGCUCGCUCGGCCGUGCUGCCGACACGGCACGCGUCCCUGAUGGCAGCGCACGACCGCGCACCCAGCGAGUCCAGCGUGGACUCUGGCGUGGACAGCGGCAGCAACACCCUGUGUAGGCACACCUCUGUGUCGCAAUCGUCACUCGUAGCUGAAGAGCAGCACCGCCUCCAGCAACCCGCGACUGCUGAGGGUAACAACUGCAAUGACAGCCGUGCCUGCAGGCAUUCUCGUGGCGAUGAGGACGCUGGGUCCGAGACAUCGUCCAUCUUCUCCGUGUCCAGCUGGGCUUCAUACAUUGCAGGCAUCUGGCGCGGAAGCAACGACAACACGAGGUGUUGUGACAUUGACCCCGAGCAGCGGGCUGCUGCGAGGAAGCAGGACCGCAAGCUCGAUCCAACACCACCUGGGAUGCGAGAGCCGGACCUAGCUGAGCCAGACCUAGCUGAGCCAGACCCAAGUGGGCGGGACUGUCUCAACCCAAGAUCACCUCAAGGUCAACAGCAACAGGACCAUCAUCUUGUUCUGGUGAAUGAUUUCGGUCCUUCACAUGUCACUGUCACAGAUGUCUAAGGCUUGCUUUUUAUUUGUGUGUGAAGUGUGUUGGUGCUUGGUUGAGGAUGAGCACGGUGUGUACAUAUUGAGUAUUUGCCGUUGGUUGGAUGGAGGGUCGUGGAGUGAGAGGGGCUGGGUUGAGAGAAAGAGAGGUGCGAAGUGCGGUGUUUGUUUGCUUGCUUCGUUGGCUCGCAGCGGUUCAUAAACAACGAUAAUGAC
Molecule: messenger RNA, 2860 nt
Organism: Salpingoeca rosetta
Lineage: Eukaryota; Choanoflagellata; Craspedida; Salpingoecidae
Exons: 3
Coding region: 539-2659 (706 amino acids)
Molecular function (GO): protein binding
Source: RefSeq, a predicted model, not a curated record